Messenger RNA from Pseudovirgaria hyperparasitica, 1724 nucleotides. Its product is annotated as concanavalin A-like lectin/glucanase. The transcript is spliced from 2 exons. Lineage: Eukaryota; Fungi; Ascomycota; Dothideomycetes; Acrospermales; Acrospermaceae. The record is from RefSeq and is a predicted model, not a curated record. Gene Ontology annotation, biological process: carbohydrate metabolic process; fungal-type cell wall organization. Gene Ontology annotation, cellular component: fungal-type cell wall. The coding region runs from base 174 to 1439 and encodes 421 amino acids. Gene Ontology annotation, molecular function: glycosyltransferase activity; hydrolase activity, hydrolyzing O-glycosyl compounds.
CACUACUUUCCGUGAGAUUUCGUAAUUCCCUGAAAUUGCUUUCGGCUGCAAACGGCAUCAGUCAAUAUUAUUCCACGUUUGUCUAUCAGCACACCAGAAGACUCACAGGCCUUGAGUAUAUUAUACAUUCCGCCCAGUACAGCGGAUUCAUAUUUCGAUUCUCUAAACUAAACAUGGUUCAAUAUCUUAGCAAGGCCGUAGCGGCUAUCGCUUUUCUUCCCUUUGCUGCGCACGCUCAGACAUUCAGCGCUUGCAACCCGACCAAAAGUACGGGAUGCCCUGCUAAUCCAGCUAUCGAGACGAAUUUUGAGUCCGACUUCAGGACUGGAGCGUCAGCUCUAAGCGGAUGGACAAUCACUUCUGGCUCCUUGACCUAUGCGAACGAUGGAGCGGCCUUAACCAUCAACAAACAAAAGGAUGCCCCGACCGUCGCGACCAAUGGAUAUUUGCUUUUUGGGCGGGUUGAAGUCAGGACCAAGGCUGCUAUGGGUACGGGGAUCAUUAGUAGCAUCGUUUUGCAGUCUGAGGACCUCGACGAGGUCGAUUGGGAGUUUCGCGGAACUUUCGACAACCAAGUCCAAACUAACUACUUUGGCAAGGGUAAUACGACAUCGUACGAUAGAGGACAAACACACUCCGUAUCAGCACCAUUCACAAAGGCCCACACGUAUAUCGUGGAUUGGACUUCUCAGAGGAUCAACUUCUACAUUGAUGACGGCAAUACCCCUAUCCGCACGAUCAAUUAUGCUGAUGCCGUGGGUGGAAGAAAUUACCCCCAAACACCCAUGAAUGUUCGAAUUGGUAUAUGGGCUGGAGGCGAUCCAGACAAUGAGCCUGGCGUCAUCCAGUGGGCAGGUGGUAAGACAGACUAUACUCGGGCUCCCUUCACCCAGAUUCUCGAAUACGUCAAGAUAACCAACUAUUCCCCGGGCAAGGAAUAUGUGUGGAAAGACCAAUCCGGGUCCUACCAGAGCAUCCAGGUCGUUCCCGGCACAGCAAACACUAAAGAUCGCGCCGCGCCAAGGAGAGCUACAUUUGCAAGCGAAGAUACGGCGGCUGUCGAUAACUCUAUUGCUGCAAGAGGUGAAUCCGAUGCAAUGAGAGGUCAACAGUAUGCUGGCGCUGGAGAGUUCUAUCCGACUGCUGUGGAUUCCACCUCAUGCACAACAACAACUUUGGUCGUCACCGUCACAGACAGUAGUGAGCCGACCGUGAUUUACCCUAGCAUGACAGCCUCGGCAAUGCCAUCGUCUCUCAUGAUGGACACUGCAUCUCCCGACACGUUCCAACCCAUAUCGUCAAUCCCGAUUGCGAAACCAAGUGGACGGCCGACACCAGCCACUCCGUCUCCAGUUUCAUUCACUGGCGCUGCUGCUGCACCGACGGCAAUGGGCGGCGCUGUCCUAAUGGCUGGUGCUAUUGGUGCUUUAUUGUUGUGAAAAGCUGUACAGGAAUACAAUGUUGCCAAACCUUGUUAACCAGGUAUAAUUUAUGUACCUGGAGUUUUCCACAGAUGUUGAGAUGCACAAAUCAAAUAUUCAUGUACAUACUUGUUCACUCGAUCCAGCAUCCAGACUUUUAUACCGAUAUUUUCAUUCUACGACCCUCAAUUUGUGCCCUUUGCGGUCGCUCUCGCCACUCCGCUUUCGGCAGUCGGCGAAGCUCAAUCAUACAACAGUCUGCACUCCGCCGUUUAUGUCGCCGAUGUAGGAACUGACAGAAAA